GCGAGUGUCGACGUUCAACUGUUCUGCUCGAUUCAAAAUUUAUCCGUUUCGUGUUUACCCGGGUUCAACUCAGAAGUGUUGUGUAUCUUUUGCUCAGCUUGUUUGGAUCGAAUUCUUGAAACGUUUCCACAACAUUGUCGCAUUGUCUUUUUAUGCUCGUUUUACCAUGGAGCGAGAUGCAAAUUUGGAGAGUCUCUUCACUGUUUCACCAUCAUGUCCACCCGAGAGAAAGGCCAAUGUUCAAAAGACUUUAAAUUUAAUGAAGGACCACAUUGUUGCACGGAAAGGGGCUUCUUACGAUUGGGGCAUUAAUGAUUUUGAUAUUGGCUGUCCUCUGGGGCGUGGCAAGUUUGGCAGAGUGUAUCUUGCCCGUGAAAAAUAUACCAAAUAUAUGAUUGCCCUGAAACUGCUGUACAAGUCUGAACUAGUCAAGUCACGCUUAGAGAAGCAAGUUCUAAGAGAAAUUGAGAUUCAAACCCACUUAAAGCAUCCUAACAUUUUGUCCUUGCUAACAUAUUUUUAUGAUAAAAAUCGAAUUUAUUUGGUGCUUGAAUUUGCUGCACGUGGUGAAUUGUACAAACAUUUACAAGGGCAGCCACAUGGGCGUUUCAAUGAACCUGAAGCUGCCAAGUAUGUUUACCAAGUUGCUGAUGCCCUACGCCAUUGUCAUUUGUACAAGGUGAUACACAGAGAUAUUAAGCCUGAGAAUCUUCUUCUUGAUGCACAGGGCAAUAUUAAAUUGGCGGAUUUUGGUUGGUCGGUUCAUGCACCCUCUUCAAAACGCAAAACAAUGUGUGGAACUUUGGAUUACCUUCCCCCCGAAAUGGUUGCCGGACGAGAAUAUGAUGAAAAAGUUGAUUUCUGGUGCCUUGGGGUUCUGUGCUAUGAGUUUUUGGUGGGUCGUCCUCCAUUUGAAAGCACACAGCAGGAAGACACUUACAGGCGAAUCCAGGCAGUUGAUGUCAAGUUUCCAGAAUAUGUGAGGCCUCUUGCCCGAGAUCUUAUUAACAAGCUGCUGAGGAGAAAUCCUUAUGACAGACUUCCAUUGGACCAAGUAAUGAUUCAUCCUUGGAUCACAUCUCAGAAAGUCCUGGCCAAAUGAGUGACUUGUGUCACAUUUAAUUUUAACUAUAUGUGUAUAUAUUUGUAUGAAUGUAGGUGCUUUUUUUACUCAUCUCUGUGAGAUAUGUUUAGACUGCAUGUGUCAAUUGACUGAAACUUGGAAGAUUUUGUAUGUAAUUUUUUUAAUACUGAAAUAAACAAAAUUAAUCAGGUA
Messenger RNA from Thrips palmi, 1276 nucleotides. It is a transcript of the gene aurB, whose product is annotated as aurora kinase C. Gene Ontology annotation, biological process: protein phosphorylation; regulation of cytokinesis; mitotic spindle organization. The record is from RefSeq and is a predicted model, not a curated record. Gene Ontology annotation, cellular component: spindle microtubule; spindle midzone; spindle pole centrosome. Gene Ontology annotation, molecular function: ATP binding; protein kinase activity. NCBI's taxonomy places the organism in Eukaryota, Metazoa, Arthropoda, Insecta, Thysanoptera, Thripidae. The coding region runs from base 167 to 1102 and encodes 311 amino acids. The transcript is spliced from 7 exons.